Molecule: messenger RNA, 4889 nt
Organism: Nannospalax galili (Upper Galilee mountains blind mole rat)
Lineage: Eukaryota; Metazoa; Chordata; Mammalia; Rodentia; Spalacidae
Gene: Olfml2a
Product: olfactomedin like 2A
Exons: 8
Coding region: 97-2106 (669 amino acids)
Biological process (GO): signal transduction
Source: RefSeq, a predicted model, not a curated record
GCCGGAGGGGCAUCGGGCAGGGGGGGCGACCCUGGCGCAGAGCCGGCUGCGGCGCGGAACUCACAGUACUGCCCUGCCGUCCCCGCUCUACGAGCCAUGGCGGUGGCUGCUCUCCGGCCUCGGUGCCUCCUUCUGCCUCGGCUGCGGUUGCUGCUGCUGCUGCUGCUGUUGCUUUUGCAGCGGGCAGGUCCUGUGCGCGCCGACAGUAAGGUGUUUGGUGACCUAGACCAGGUGCGGAUGACUUCGGAGGGCUCUGACUGCCGUUGCAAAUGCAUCAUGCGGCCACUGAGCAAGGAUGCAUGCAGCCGGGUGCGCAGUGGACGUGCUCGGGUGGAGGACUUCUACACUGUUGAGACCCUCAGCUCAGGGAGUGACUGCCGCUGUUCCUGCACUGCCCCACCCUCCUCACUCAACCCCUGUGAGAAUGAGUGGAAGAUGGAGAAACUCAAAAGGCAGGCACCGGAACUCCUCAAGCUGCAAUCCAUGGUGGAUCUCCUGCAGGGCACUCUAUACAGCAUGGACCUGAUGAAAGUGCACGCCUAUAUCCACAAGGUGGCCUCCCAGAUGAACACAUUGGAGGAGAGCAUCAAGGCCAACCUGAGCAGGGAGAAUGAGGUGGUGAAGGACAGUAUGCGCCACCUCAGUGAACAGCUGAAAAGCUAUGAGAACCAGUCGUCGAUCAUGAUGAGCAUCAAGAAGGAGCUGUCCAGCCUGGGCCUCCAGUUACUGCAGAGGGAUGCGACCACUGUCCCCGCCACCGAUCCAGCCUCAGGUCCUAACAGCAAGGCUCAGAACACAGCUGGAGGGCAAAGCAAGGAACAAAACAAAUAUGGCAGCGUGCAGAAGAACUUUGCAGACAGGGGCAUUGCAAAGCCUCCUAAGGAGAAGCUGCUGAAGAUGGAGAAGCUGAGGAAGGAGAGCAGCAAGGACAGAUUCCCCCAGCCCACGGCCAGGCCACGGGCCCUGGCCCAGCAGCAGGCUGUGAUCCGAGGAUUCACCUACUACAAGGCGGGCAAGAAGGAGGCCAGGCAGGAAGUACCUGAGGCCAUGACUGACAACAUCCUCAAGGGCACGUCCUGGCUAGAGAAAAUGCCACCCAAGGUGGAGGGUAAGCCCCCAGAGCCUAACUCUGCUGAACAAGAUGAUGCCAGGCUGCCAUCUUCAGAAGGAGCCAACUCGGCCCCUGGCAUCUCCACCUCCACCUCUACUUCCACCACCUCCACCACCACCACCACUGUCACCACCACCACUCCAGCUCCCACUACCUCUUCCCGGCCCACCGAGCUACCUUUGCCACCAGAGGUCCCCAGCCAAGGCAGGGAGGCUAGCUGUGAGGGCACCCUCCGGGACGUGGACCCCCCUGUGAAGCACCACAGCUAUGGACGCCAUGAGGGGGCCUGGAUGAAGGACCCCACAGCACUAGAUGACAGGAUCUACAUCACCAAUUACUACUAUGGAAACAGCCUGGUGGAGUUCCGCAACCUGGAAAAUUUCAAACAAGGCCGCUGGAGUAACAUGUACAAACUACCCUACAAUUGGAUUGGCACAGGCCACGUGGUAUACCAGGGUGCUUUCUACUACAACCGUGCCUUCACCAAAAACAUCAUCAAAUACGACCUGCGCCAGCGCUUUGUGGCAUCCUGGGCACUGCUGCCUGAUGUGAUCUAUGAGGACACCACUCCCUGGAAGUGGCGUGGCCACUCAGACAUUGACUUUGCUGUUGAUGAGAGUGGACUGUGGGUCAUCUACCCAGCUGUGGAUGAGCGCGAUGAAACCCAGCCUGAGGUGAUUGUGCUGAGCCGGCUUGACCCAGGAGACCUCUCUGUGCACCGGGAGACCACAUGGAAGACACGGCUGCGGCGGAACUCCUACGGGAACUGCUUCCUAGUGUGCGGUAUCCUGUAUGCCGUGGACACUUACAACCAGCACGAAGGCCAGGUGGCCUAUGCCUUCGACACCCACACAGGCACUGACGCUCACCCACAGCUGCCCUUCCUCAAUGCAUACUCCUACACCACCCAGAUCGACUACAAUCCCAAGGAGCGAGUGCUUUAUGCUUGGGACAAUGGUCACCAGCUCACCUACACCCUCCACUUUGUGGUCUGAGUGGGGACCUGUGCUCACAGAGGGAGCAGCAGAGGGGAAAGGGACUCCCCACAGCAACUCCUGCAACUGAUAUUUAUUGGGACGUCCUAGGGCUAGGCGUUGGCUGUGGUGGUUGCCAGGACAGUGUUUCCUCAGCACCCAGCAGGUGACACUUGCUUCCACCACAGCACUGUGCCAGGGGCUUUUCCUGUACUUACCCUUUGAAUCCUCCAACUGCCUCCCUCGGAGGCAGAGAUCCUUAAGCCUAUUGAACAAAUGAGGUGACUAAGGCCCAGGGAGGCAGCAUCCCAAAAGGAGGAGGGCAGGCCGUGUUCUCAUAAUAGCCCCAUUUUAUAAAUGAGAUGGCUUUGUUCUUCCCUCCUCUAGUCCUCUCACCUAGUCCCACAUCCUCUCUCCUCUCUCUUUCCAGACCGCUACAAAACCUUAGAGAUCGUUAGGACCUAUGCAAUGGGGUUCUGCAACUCCAGGCCCCUGUUCUGGAUGAACAUUAGCAACCUUGGUCUUAGAGUUUUUUGACCAGUGUCCCUGCAUCUUGCCUGUGGUUAGCCCCUUGUCCUUCCCUGCUCUACUGUCUGGCCACAUUCCAGAAGUUCACCAUCAUAGCCGCCACACCCUGGAGCAAACACAGGCUGGGCCUGUGGCCCUCCCUCCUUAGCCACUCCUCUUCCUAAUGUUUCUCACUUAUUUCUCAACAGCUGAGAAGGUACAAGCUGCUCAGCUCUGGCAGGGUGGGGUGCUGGCCUGAACCCCUGCCACCCACUUCUGGACCUCUCCUUCUCCAGCUACUCCCAGAGCCUUGGGCCUGGGGUUCUUUCUGGACCUUCAAAGUCACAGCCUCUUCAUCCUCAGGUCUUCCAGGAGAGAGGCCUUCAUCCCAGGCCAGGAUGGUGCUAGGCUGGAGCAGUUUCCCUUGCCCUUGUCAAUCUUGAUCUGACCAUUUGCUGGGCUGACUCAGCAGCCUGGGAAUCUAGGGGAGACAGAUCAGAAAGGUGCAGGGGAAAAGAUUUUGGGCCUUCAGGUUGCAGGGAAAAAGCCCCAGGGACAGGUAGACUGAGGGUCUGAACACCAGGCUUUUCCUGACUUUGAGGUGUUAAAGCUAGUCCCAAGGCCUGAACUUGGGACUGUGGACACACAGUGAGCAUGUACAAGCUACCCUGCACCUGGAUUGGCACCUGUCCUAGAGCUGCUGGUGGUUCCUAGAGCCUCUAGAUCCAGACAGCCCAGAGAACAAGACCUUCAAGGCUGCCCCUGUCUGCUGUGGGCAUUAUCUUUGGAGCUAGAAAGUUCUGUUGCCCGUCUCCUUGUUUUACCAAAGAAAAAAUAGUCCCAGAAAAAUCUAGGCUGUGGCGUGAAGUUACCUAGGGGACAGGUAUAGCUGAUAUCCCUUGGGAGGUUCCUUUAUCCUCCAAGCUGGGUAACAGCUUUGCCUGCAAAGGCAACAGAAACCCCAGCCCCUGCACCCAAGCUCCAGCACCUUUGAAGGUGUCUACCACUGACUCCUACCCAGCCCCUUGACCCUGUACCCACUCCUGGGAUAUCUUGCAUUGGAAUACCAGUUGCUCUGUUAGGAAAUCAUUCUGCAGAGCUGUAGGAAAGGGAGAUUCACAUCCUGUGCAGACUUCAUAUCUUUCAAGCAUUGUCAGGUGAUCUUUUGCUUAAGGAAUAACUUGCCCCUGAAAUAAACAGGGACCGUGACACCCAGUCAAGUCAGGUUUGACUCACAGUGGUAGCUACGUCCAGCCUCCUCCACCCAGUUGACUGCCACAGGCUCCUCUUUCAGCCUCUGCAGGGGCCUAGGAGGCCCCAGCCUUUCCCUUGGUCCUGGGUGUGGAUUUUACAAGACUGUGUGUUUUGUGAUGUCACAGCCAAACCAUGUGAGAAGUGCUUAGGCCACUCUUUCUGUAGCAAUCUGAGAAAAGGGGUUAGAACACAUUCGUUUUGAGAAGUAAACAUACAGCAUAGUUUUCUGGGGUGGGAGACAGGGCCAAUCACAGUCCCCAACCAUUCUCAGGACUCCUGUUAUCAGGCCUUUGUGAGUGUGUUAUAAUGGUAAAUAGGGUUCUUUUCCUCAUUUAUAGAUGAUCACACUGGAUCCCAGACAAGUCACUUGUCACAGGCCAAUUGAGGAGAGUCAGGUUUCAAAAUCAGGUAAUAGAACCUGUCACUUAUCAGAAAUAUCAAUGUGCUGAACAUGCAGCAUUCACAGCCUUCUUAGAGCAGAAAGUACAGCCUUUAAAAGGGCCCAUUCCUCGGGCGCGGUGGUGCACGCCUUUAAUCCCAGCACUCAGGAGGCAGAGGCAGGCGGAUCUCUGUGAGUUUAAGGCCAGCCUGGUCUACAUAGUGAGUUCCAGGACAGCUGGGGCUACAGGGAGACCCUGUCUCAAAAAGACCAAAAAAAAAAAAAAAGGCCCAUUUGACAGAUGAAGACAAUGUCAGAGAGGGAUUUACCCAGGGUCACAUGGCAGCUUUGUCUGUGGCGGCUAGGGGUUCAAACCUGCUCAGAGCAGGUUCUCUGCCAUCUUAAAUAAUGGUAGUUGCUGUUGUCCAACGUGGCCAGGGUAAGAGCCCUCAGGAAGGAGGCUGAGAUACAGAGCCUUGCACAACAAGCCAAGGAGUAGUCACCUCCAGCCACACCUGGUUUAAAGCGGAGUAUAAAUUAACAGAGCAAAGGAAAUUCUUGGAUGAAUUGGAUUUCAUCCUGUUGGUGAUGGGAAGCAGGGAAGGGUUUUUGCUGGGGGAGCACCCACCAGAAUAUCUGUAAGCUCUAAAGUAAACUUGACUCA